AUGUUUUUAGACCGUUUAAUUCGUGAAAUAUAUGCCAAAUUAUGUUCAGGUGUUGAAGGCUUCAAGAGCGUCGUAGACCGUGUCAUCAGCAGGGUGAAGCAGUACAAUGAGAAAGUUGUAGACUCAAAUGACAAGGUAAGUGAACCGAUUAAUGAACUAUUAGGUAAGGUGAGAGACGAGUAUACCAAGUCAAUUACUAGCAUUCCAGAUAAAACGGACUUGAAAAUCAUGACUCCAGAAGAAAUCGGCAAGAUUGUCUCGCCCGUUGAUAAGUUGAGAGAUGCGUGCAUAAGCAGCGCAAAGUCAUUUGACACCAAACUUACUAAGUUAACUAAGCAUAUUAAUGAUCUUAAUUAUAAAUUGCGUGACAGUGUAAAAACUACGCGUGAGCGUAUUCAGCUUGAGACUGCACGUGUUGAGGCGAUGUCCAAAAAGGAACGCGAGAACUACGACGCGGUUAUAAAGCUGCUCGAAGAUUCCGCAGAAAACUUGAAAAAAGUGGUAAACCAAAAAGUUAAGAAUGAUGUGAGUUCGCUAGUCGCGGAGUUGAAGAGAAGGGUUUCGGAGAUUUUGAAAAAGCUGGAGACAAUUUUUUCCAGUUUGCAGCAGUAUGUCAGCAAGUUGCAGGAAUGGAUUAAGAAAGCAGAUGCCGACGUUAAGUCGGCACACGCGCAGGUUGAAAGUAUAUUGAGGGAAGUGAAUGAGAAUCCCAUGUCGGCAAACAGGCAGAAUGUCGAGGCCGCCGCACUGCAGUUGAAAGGAAAAGCGGAGGAGUUGUUGGCUGCAGGACAGAAGGCAAAAGAGAACGUUGCGGAAACAGUAAAGCUGGCGCUUGCGGAUGUGAAGAAGAUGGACGAGGCGCUUAAAGGGGAUUUGUAUAAGGUGAAGGAUGCUGUUCAGGAGAAGGUAAAGGGUAUUAAGGAGGCGAUCAACGAUGUGACUGAAGAGCUGAAAAAACAUUUUCCAACGGAGGCUGAUAACAAAGUGACGCUUGAAACAACGAAAACGUUCAACGAAUACAAUACCUACGUCGACCAACAACACCUGACUGCCCUUUCCGACCCUGACUUCGACGCCAUCAAAGCAGCAGGCACCCUCCCCGCGGCGAUCGGUGCGAUUAAGACAAAAGUGGAGGAGGCUUUGUCCAAAAUCGACGAAAUGAGUAGUCAAGCCGACACCCAUUUCAACGAGGUUACAACCAGACUCCACGACCUCUGCGAAGCAAUUAAGGUGCCAGCGUACAACGCAAACACAACGCUGAAAGUGUUGAAAGAUACGCAUUUCGCGGAUUAUGUAAAAGGUAGCAAGCGUGCAGAUGACAGCAUUAAAAAAAUUGCGCAUGAGCUAAAUGAGCUGAAAAGCAACCUCGACACCGGUGCAAUCACUGACGCCCGUAGGUUACUUGGUGACAUUCCCAAAUUGGAAGACGAACUUGUCAAAAGGGUCACCCAGUUCGUCACCUGCGAAGUCAAUGUCGUCAAAAAGGAGCUCGCCUCACGCAUCGUCCAGAGCCACGUGACGGUCGUCAAGCUGUUGCUACAGCAAUUUGUCGCCAAGCUGCAGUCGGAGUUAGAGAAACUGCCGGACGCCAUAGAAAAUGACAAGCAUAUCGGAUUCAAGGGUUUCAUGGAGAAACUCUACAACAGCUUCAACGAAAACAUCGUUCCUAAAAAGGAGACAAAAAGUGUCCGUGAUCUGUCCUUCGCCUUCAACAAUUUUUUCACCGCAAUAAACCAUUACCUCCAGCAGGAGAUCACUAGGCGUAACGAUGAAGAGAACAGAAAGAAGAAUCCUUCCCUCCCGAAGACACCGGAUCCCUACGCAUCGAAGCUCACAGCUGUGUACACCGCGCUUGGCAACGUACUCAAACACAUCACCGACAAGAAUUAUUAUGACUAUAAGAUACCCGGUCUACUCGAUGAGCUGAUGAACGCUGUCAAUGGUCUCACGCCGCAAGAUUUUGCCGAUCCGAACACUGCCAUCCUUGAUGGCAUACGUGUUGGUCUGCGCGGUUUCGUUAACGAGAUGAGGAAGGCAUACAUAUCCUCUUAUGACUGUGCGAAAGGAAUUACGUGGGAUGGUACUUUUACGGACAAAGCACCUGAGGAAAGCAGAAAUGGUGUGAAAGUCUUCUUGACAAUUCAAAAGAUGCUUUCCGAUGACCUGACUGAGUUGUAUACGCAGUUGACUGAAAAGACUGUGUUGCGGGGGCUCAAAAUAUACGCAUCUUCUGAUGACAAGGAAAACACGCUAGGUGAUCUACUGCAAAAAUGCGGGUAUAAAUUAGGCAGUGAGAAUGGUAGGCAGGAUGGCGAGGUUCAGUGCUCUGCUAAAAUGAUGGGCAGAAACAUACUUGGUCACCUUACGCAAAAUAUUCAAAACGCGCACUAUAAUGAACAUCUUAAGCAGUGCAGACCAAAUAGGAAACGGUACAACUUCGGACUAAUCGAUAUAAUAGCGUGCAUCUUCCAACAUGUAAAUCAAUACUACACUGUCUGUCACCUACCAACUGUACAGUCAUCUAAGCUGCCAUGCAACAUUUACCAGAUGCUCUCAUGGCUCUGUGGCUUAACAUAUAAUCAAGUGUACCCGCAACUAUCGCUUAACGCAUUUAGCGAUUUGUUCGAUAAGGGUGAACAAUCUGCGCCAGCAGACAGUGAGGACGUAUCCUUCGUUGACGAAACUGCCGACGCAUUGCCAGCUUAUCCACAUGAAGUCAGCGUUGCAAAUCUCUCGACCACACUUAUGGAGGUAUGCCAUCAUUCGUAUGAGGUAUUGUGUGCAAUACUAGGCCACGGACACGCAGGUGGUCGUUACGCCUGUGAUUUCAAUACGAACCCGGACAAGUUGUCAUAUCCAAGUAAUCCGUCAAAGUGUCUAGACCUAUGCAUAGAAAUACUGAUUAGACUAUAUAAUCAACUCUACUUCAUAUACGUUCAGUGUCAUCGUGCAUCAAACGCUGUAUCGUGGCGUGAUUGUUAUUAUGGUCGGCACGUGGGCGGUUCGUCAUGGGAGUGCAAUGAGAUACAAUGCGCUGACCUAAUUGCCAACCAAAGAGGUGCCCAAAAGUGUAACCAAAACGCUGACCAAACGUGUGAGCAACACCCGAAGUGUGGCAUAAAGUCGCCUCUGCAGUCAUUCUUGGAGGAUGGUCUGCCUGGGUUUCUCCCUCACCCCUUCAAAACACCCAAUUGCAAACUAACUUGCGAAGCGCCAAACCAUCGUGGCAUACCAUGCAAAACUCCAAUGGGCUUUGCAGAUAUCAGUGUAACGGCGUCACAUACAAAAAAAGGAUCGCAUCUCGCAGAUGCUUUAGCAGCCUUCUGCGGUACACCUAAUACACCCUUGGCUGCAAUCUGCGCCUCACUUACGUGCUUGUUACAGCGAGCUCCGCGGACCUUGGACGACAUGUUCUCAUUCUACUACCAUCUACUUAAAGGUUGGAAUG
Babesia bigemina is the source of this 3448-nucleotide messenger RNA. RefSeq lists its product as hypothetical. The annotation marks the transcript as partial. The record is from RefSeq and is a predicted model, not a curated record. Lineage: Eukaryota; Apicomplexa; Aconoidasida; Piroplasmida; Babesiidae. The transcript has a single exon.